Porites lobata is the source of this 2431-nucleotide messenger RNA. NCBI's taxonomy places the organism in Eukaryota, Metazoa, Cnidaria, Anthozoa, Scleractinia, Poritidae. The record is from the annotation of a GenBank genome assembly.
AUGACUGCGACUGAAAUCAGCUUUUUGCCAUCCUGUCCUCGAAGAGAGCGACCGAAUAUUGUCCCCAGCCGCUCAGUAUGUAGACAAUUGUUUGGACCCGUUAACCACGAGCAAAUGAGAGAAGACUUGCUUCGCGAGAAGAAGAAACUUUACGAAGGAGACGCUCAAAGGUGGAACUUCGAUUUCGAAAAUGGAAUUCCUUUACCGGGAAGAUACCUUUGGGAGAGACUCUACGCCAGUCUGUCGAAAGGGAAAUCCGUUUCAAGCUUUUCUGGCCGCGUUAGCGAGACAGCUACGAGUGAACGUUUGGCUUGUUGCAACGAUUCAGCUGGUCGUACUACAACUUCUACUACGACAAGUUCGGACACGACGGAGUCGAUAUCAGAUGUCGUGGCAAGCGACUCACUUGAAAGUAGUAUUUGUGAUCCGGAAAAACGUUCAAGGUGUCUUAGAACGAGAAAAUCGAGCGGCAAAAUAACCGGUGAGCUCAUUUGUUAGUUUUUCGCUUGGCAAAUUUAACUUUUAUUGUCACGAUGUUAAUGUUUGUUGAGUUGAGUUUACGUCCUCGACUCCGUCUUUGCUCAUUUCGCUGGCUUGUGACCUCUUCUUAAUUCUUGCGUGAUAGAUCGUAUUUCAUCAGAGCGUAAAAUUCAUGAGCAAUAUAUUUCGGCUUAAGGUAUAUUUGGCCCUAAUUUGCUCUGUAAUAUCGCGGAUGCUUUCUCGUAAUUGGAGCUUAUGCGAAAUCAAUCUUUGUGGGCGAGGUUCUGUUUUAUGUACAUGUAGUUGUCUGACCAAGGAUGUCGAGAUGGGUUGUCAAAAUGCCGCAAGCUGGUCAAACGAAAAACGAUGGAGUAUUAAACACAAGAGUUUUUUUCAACAACAUCUAUUUACGUCGGUCGUUACUAAUCCCCUCUUAAUCUCUUCGUCUCAGAUUAUCUGCGAUCGAAGAAACAAAGAACAACACAGAAAAGAUCACGGCUCGGGAGGAGGAAAUCAGUGUCGAAACAAACACGACUGGACUUGUUCGUAACAAAACAUUAGCACAGUCUUACAGCCAGGUUAGUAUUUAUUUGCUUUCACUUGCCAUUAGGUCGUAAGGUUUAUAAGGACAAUUAAAAUAAGAACAGUCGCACAACAACUUCCGAAUAGUUUUGGUGAUGAAAGAAACGGAGAAUCUUCAUUAAUGCGGUCGAUGUACAGUGUUAUUAUUACCCUCAUGUUUCGAUUAUUCCCCGAGGACGUCCUAUAUAAUAAACAGCCUGUUUCUUAGUUCAUUUGUUUGUUUAAUGUCAAACAAAGCUUUCCAAUUAGUUAACUCUGGCCCAGGUGUAGAUGGGCUGUGUACUCAGCGAUUUUUAUGUUAGCUAAAGGCACGUGUCAUACAGCGAAAUUUCUUUUCUUUCAAGUGAUGUUGCCGGGUAGUGAUCCAUCAACAAUCUUUUAGAUGAAGACAGUUAACUUCUCUCCAAAAAUUUGAAACGUGAUUGUUGGUAUUUCUUUUUUGGCGAAGCGUGAUUAGUGCUACUUUUUAUAACUGUAGCAUGCGAGAAAGCUCUCUGUGGUUCGUCUUGAUUGUUUAACGUGAUUGUGAGCUAUAUUUUUCUGCUUAUACAAACCAAGAGCAGUGAUUCGCGAAUUUUUUUGUUUUGCUGUUCACUAAGUUUCUGACCUUCCCGUAGCUUUCCUUUGUUUGCUUUGUCCCGUUACAUUCAUUACAUGUCAAUUUUGUCAUGUGUGGAGAAUGAAUUCUUCUAAAUUCUCUGCUUGAACGUGAAAAAACUCUUGUUAGACACUUCGACGCGUGGAAUUGUUCGGUCAUUUCAUGUGACUGAAUUUCGCCAAAACUCAGUUAGCUACAUAAUAUUUGUUACGUAAUGGUUUCUGAAAACCCUGAAAAACUGUUAGUUCUUUUGCCAUAACGCGAAAGAAAUUAACAGAAAGGAGGGAAAAGGAACAGAAACAAUGUUUUCAGUGGUAGGCAUUCAGGUAUGAAGGCUUCACUUACGCUUAGGUCAAAAAUUCGACACGCUCAUUCAUUUCAAUUUAAUUUGUCUUGCCAAGGCUAAUUUUGCAGUCGCUUUUUAUAAGUUCAGGUAAGUAAUUUCGGCCGUAUGACCCAACAGCCGAUCUUAAUAGUGUAGGUCAACCCAAAACUGUUGUUAGGUUGGGCUUAAGUGAAGUAUACGGUGUUUGACCUGGAGCCUUAGAAAAAUAUGGGGUUGUAAUUACAUGUAGUGUUGAUGUGUGGAAUGACGUCCCCUAAGUGUAUAUUCAUCCUUCUUAUAUUUUUGUGUUCACAGAUCUGGAGUAUAAUAAUACACCCACAAAUGAUGUCAUUCCAUGCAAGGACUUUAUAAUUUGUAGGAAUGAUCUAUACAGUUGUAUCAUAGUUAUGUUUAGAUGAAUUUUCACUAGGUAUAUAAAAAUCGGU